AUGUCGCCACGGCUGCCCCCCGAACUCGAGCGGACUAUCUUCGAAAUGGUGGCGUGGCAGUGGCGCGGAAGCAUCCCGCCGCUUCUGCGUGUUGCUCGGCGGGUAAAACAUUGGCUGGAGCCCAUCCUCUAUGAGACCAUCUUGGUCACUGAAGAUCAAGACAGCGUCGCUGAUGUGAUCUACUGGCACUCCACACACGAAAUAAAGUCGCUCAUCGCGCAGCGCGACCCCGCUUCAUUCAGCGCUCUGGUUCAUAAUGUAUUCCUGUCGCCCACAAUUUCGGAGGACGAGCGCAACCAUAUAUGCGAGUCAUUCCCCAACCUCUCCAACCUCUACACAACACUAAAAGCCGCCCUCAAUGCCCCACUCCCGCGUCUCUUAAAGUUAUAUGCACCGCCGCACGUCCUCAGCUUCGACCAAUCUACUCUCAGCACGCGGUUUCCCUCUCUGACACACCUGUACCUCUUUUCCCGCAGCAUCCCGUUGUACGUAUGGGCCGUAGGGCCGCUCAAAAAUGUUACUUGGAGUGCGCUCGGACAACUUCCCCGACUAUCGCACCUCUUACUGACCUCUUCUCCCGGCACGCCCGCCCUCGACUCAAUCCUCGAGUCCUGCCCCUCGCUUAUCCUGCUCCUCAUCCUCCGGCCCACCUACACCCUGUAUCCCAGCCACUGGCACCCGCCCCCGACACCAACAUCAACCCACGACGUCCGCCUCGUGGUCGUACCGAUCAACACUCGCUAUCACGGAGUGACCCACUGGCAGCACGAUGCGUUUGCCGUACCUCAAUGGCGUGAGAGUCUGUGGAAGAAGGGCGAACGGCUGGCCGAGGCGAGACGCAACGGGACGGUCGAUGCAGAACACUAUGAACUGCCGGAAGAGCCGACUUCCCGUGUCGAUGCCUUCCCAUUGCCGUCGCCGCAGCAGAAUUAA
Molecule: messenger RNA, 933 nt
Organism: Mycena indigotica
Lineage: Eukaryota; Fungi; Basidiomycota; Agaricomycetes; Agaricales; Mycenaceae
Exons: 3
Coding region: 1-933 (310 amino acids)
Source: RefSeq, a predicted model, not a curated record